AGGCGAUCACACCUCGAGGAAGGCUUCAACAUUCCAUGGCCGGACGACUCCAUGUCCAUGGGCCAGCGGAUGACAAUGCAAGGGCUUUCUAGUCAAAUCACGGCCACGCUAUCGUAUAAAGAUCCAUACUACCACAACACCAGCUCCCCAACAAACCACCCCGGCCUCAUGCUCACUCCCCUCUUCUCAGCGGCCAUGGAACACCAGCACCGCGAGCGAGAGCUCCAGCUUCUGCUCCCCGCAACCACGCCUCGAGACGCCCCUAGGCCGCUGGCGAGCCCCUCCGACCACCUGCAGCUCGACUUGAGCCUGUCCAUCAGCAUUGGACCACCACCGACGCAGCCGCCGCCAGCAGCAGCCUCGGCCGAUCCGAAUAAGAAAAUAGCGGCAGCGGGGGCGGCGGCGGCGGCGGACGUGCAGGCGCUGAAGCGGCAGACGGCGGAGCAGGCCCGGAUGGCGUUGGCGGAGCGGGCGUACGCGGAGCGCGUGAUGGAGCUGGCGCGGCUGGAGCUGGAGCUGGCGGAGCGGGAGUUCGCGCGGGCGCGGGCCAUCUGGGAGCGCGCCCGCGGCGAGGUGGAGAAGGUGGAGCGCAUGAAAGCGAUGGCCGCGCGCCGGAUCGCCGCGGGCUCCGCCGCCGCGCUCGAGAUCACCUGCCACGCCUGCAUGCAGCGCUUCCACCCUUAACUAGAUAAUACAUAGAUGGAUUAUGCCAUGCAUGCAUGCAUCUUCUCAUAGGUACUGUACCGUAAUCAAUAAUUAUUAUAUUAGCUGCAUUUUAAGUUCUC
Phragmites australis (common reed) is the source of this 785-nucleotide messenger RNA. RefSeq lists its product as uncharacterized. The record is from RefSeq and is a predicted model, not a curated record. Gene Ontology annotation, cellular component: nucleus. The transcript has a single exon. Lineage: Eukaryota; Viridiplantae; Streptophyta; Magnoliopsida; Poales; Poaceae. Gene Ontology annotation, biological process: gravitropism. Bases 52 to 684 code for a protein of 210 amino acids.